Molecule: messenger RNA, 1384 nt
Organism: Caenorhabditis elegans
Lineage: Eukaryota; Metazoa; Nematoda; Chromadorea; Rhabditida; Rhabditidae
Gene: gale-1
Product: UDP-glucose 4-epimerase
Exons: 6
Coding region: 54-1097 (347 amino acids)
Biological process (GO): galactose metabolic process
Molecular function (GO): UDP-glucose 4-epimerase activity; UDP-N-acetylglucosamine 4-epimerase activity
Source: RefSeq, marked reviewed
UCAGAAGAACACACAUCAACUAAACCUACUAGAACCUCUUCCCCACUAAAACAAUGCACAUUCUCGUCACCGGAGCCGCUGGAUUCAUUGGCAGUCACACAGUGCUCGAGCUGCUCAAUUCUGGAUACACAGUACUUUGCAUUGACAAUUUCGCCAACGCAAUUUCCGAUGAGCACGGAAAUGCGAUUUCAUUGAAAAGAGUUGCUCAGUUGACUGGAAAAGAUGUUCCAUUCCAGAAUGUUGAUGUAUGUGAUGAAGCAGCAUUGGAAAAAGUGUUCUCUGAGAAUAAAUUUGAUGGAAUUAUUCAUUUAGCAGCGUUGAAGGCUGUCGGAGAAUCAGUGGCCAAGCCACUUCAAUAUUAUUCCAAUAAUUUGGUUGCCAGCUUGAAUUUGAUUCAGAUGUGCCUAAAAUACAACGUGAAAAACUUUGUCUUUUCCUCGUCAGCCACCGUCUACGGACCCCCAUCCGAACUCCCAAUCACCGAAAAAUCCCAAACCGGCCAGGGAAUUACUAAUCCAUAUGGUCAAACUAAAUACAUGAUGGAACAAAUUUUAAUUGACGUCGGAAAAGCGAAUCCCGAAUGGAAUGUGGUUCUUCUUCGUUACUUUAAUCCAGUUGGAGCACACAAAUCAGGGCUCAUUGGAGAAGAUCCAAAGGGUGUACCGAAUAAUUUAAUGCCAUACGUCAGUCAGGUGGCUAUUGGAAAACUGCCAGUACUCACUAUUUAUGGAGAUCAAUUUGAUACUGUUGAUGGAACUGGUGUUCGGGAUUAUAUUCAUGUUGUUGAUCUUGCUAAAGGACAUGUUAAGGCUUUUGAUAGAAUUAAGACCGUCGGAAACAUUGGAACCGAGAUUUACAAUCUUGGAACCGGUGUCGGUUACUCGGUUCGUCAGAUGGUUGAUGCGUUGAAAAAGGUCAGCGGACGUGAUAUUCCGGUUAAGAUCGGAGUCCCCCGUCCCGGAGACGUUGCAUCAGUCUACUGCGACCCCUCACUUGCUCAGGAGAAGCUCGGAUGGCGUGCCGAGACUGGUCUCGAAGAGAUGUGUGCAGAUCUAUGGAAUUGGCAGACAAAGAAUCCACAAGGAUUCUCCGCAUAAUUUAUUUAUUUAUUUUUAAAAUUUUGAUUUUCUAAAAAUAUUAAAAAAUUAAAAUUAUAUAUUUUCCCACCCAUAAUACCUACAUUCCUUUUCCCUCAAUGUUUCUCUGUAAAAUAGUAAUAUAUUAAUAUUCGUUUCUAUGUACUUUUUUUUUACUUUUUCCAGUCCCAUGUGCCUUUGAUUACUGUACUUUUAUAUAAGGGAUACACGGUUUUAAUGUUUAAAAAUUUAGAAAAUUUUGUAAAAAUCUGCUCUAAAAUCUAGAAAAAAAGUUGCUUCCUUUUAAA